Messenger RNA from Dreissena polymorpha, 3528 nucleotides. RefSeq names its product solute carrier family 22 member 16-like. Gene Ontology annotation, cellular component: membrane. The coding region runs from base 152 to 1729 and encodes 525 amino acids. The transcript is spliced from 10 exons. Lineage: Eukaryota; Metazoa; Mollusca; Bivalvia; Myida; Dreissenidae. Gene Ontology annotation, biological process: transmembrane transport. Gene Ontology annotation, molecular function: transmembrane transporter activity. The record is from RefSeq and is a predicted model, not a curated record.
CGUAUUUAAGCAUGUGUUUGUCUUUGUUGCGUCGUCGUUGGUUGUUUCUUGUGAUUCUGAACACAAUGCGCGGUGUUUGGUUCCUUGACAUAAAUAAAGCAUAACGAAUUAUAAUAAGACAGUUGUCUUACUGACGAAGCCGCGAAGAAGGAUGUCCUACAGCGCUUUACUUGUUGACCUUGUGACGGAUUUAGGGGGUUGCGGCCGCUCCCAAUGGUUGACAGCUUUUGUCGGUCAGGGUGCAAAGAUUGGUGCCGCAUUGAGCAUGCUUCAUAUGACAUUUAAUGGCCAACGUUCAAAUUUCCGAUGCGAUCACCCACACAUCUUGCUAUCAAAUGCGACAUUUCUCUUUGAUAACGCAUGCAAAAUUGAAAACGGCACUGGACAAUGCGAUAAUGUUGUUUUCGAGAACAGCAUUCAUACUGUUGUAGACGAGUGGGACCUUGUUUGUGAACGGAGUUGGAUAGUGGCAAUUAUAACAACUAUUCAGAUGGCCGGUGUGCUGGUUGGAUGCUUCAUUUCCGGUCACCUUGGCGACCUUAUAGGCCGCAAACCUACAUUCUAUCUUUCUCAACUGAUCCUGUUUGUUUUCAACAUUGUUGCAUAUUUUUCGGUGAACUGGCAGAUGUAUGCCGUCAUUCGAUUUGCACUUGGAAUGGGAAUUGGCUUUUUCCUGACGGUGCAUAUGAACUUGAUCACAGAAAUGGCUCCGUCUGUCUGGCGGACUCGCAUCAUCGCUGUCCCCACCUGGGCGAUUGGAUGUUCCAGUCUUGCUCUUGUUGCUUGGCUUUUAAAGGACUGGAGACACAUCCAUCUUGCAAAUGCCGUCAUUGUGCUCCCAUUUCUUCUUACAUUUUUUUUCAUUGAUGAAAGUGUACGAUGGCUAAUAACAAAAGGUCGUUAUAACGCUGCCAACAACUUGAUCAAUCGAAUAGCCCGAAUGAACAAGAAGCCGAAACCGAACACUAGCAAACUCAUAGAAGUGGCUACACUGCACGCUCAAAGCGACAACUCUAAGGAUACACACUCUGUUAUUGACCUGUUUAAAGAAAGAAGAAUGGGAAAUAUUACCUUAGGUCUCAUCUUUAUAUGGAUUACCAUCAGCUUUUCUUACUACGGCCUCACGUUUGGUGUGGGCAGCCUGGCCGGGAACCUGUACAUGAACAUGUUUCUUCUGAACAUUAUCGAGACGCCCGCUUCUUUCGUCAUCAUGUACUUCGUGAACAGAUUUGGCAGUAAGAAGUGUCUUAUGGCGACUAUACAGUUCACGACUCUCUGUGGGUUAGCUGCCGGCAUCGUACAGUAUAUAGACACUCCGCAUCGCGGCCUUGUCACAAACGUGUUUGCUUUGGCUUCAAAGCUUGGCCUAGCUGUCGGAUGGGGCUGUAUCAUUACAUACGAAGUGGAGCUCUAUCCCACUGUAGUCAGAACGAUAGCGUAUGGUUUGCACAACACGGCAGCACGAGUUGGUGGUAUGGUGGCUCCACAGAUUGUGUUCUUGAAUGAAUCGGUACCUGGCGUGAUGUACUUCAUAAGCACCGCAUUACUUCUCAUCUCCGCUGUAAUAUGCUGCACGUUCCCGGACACGAGCGGCAAGGAGCUUGAUGACACGCUCAGUUCCGAGAAGAACCUUGUAACCGUAACAACUGUGCUUAAAAGCAGUCCAGACAAAACAGAUGAUGGUUUAAAACCGCACCAAGAUACGGGAGAAAGUGAUCUAAAAUACUGACAACCUAUAAACGUAAAUCCAGGCUCUCAAUGAAAACGUCGCAAAGUAAACCUUCGUUCUAUAAAAUUUUGAAUAAACAUUUUAAAUUGCUUGAAUAGCAUUAACAUUUUUUAAAGAAAACAAUCGUUUCCGAUGAUAUUUUAACAUUAGAGCACAGGACCAGACUACAGUGAGUAGUAGCUGAGUUGUUAUAGAAUGAACAACGACAUGGAAUGGUUUCGCACAUGUUACCUAGUCUAUUAGGGUAAAGAGUGACCAAAUGUUAGAUGUAUUUUACUAUGUGAUUUUGACAAUAUAGUAUUAGACAAAGACUCCUUUAAAAUAACCUUACCAGAGAUGAGGUCAAAGGUAAGUACGUAAUUGUCGAGCAGGCUUAGUACAAAUACAAUGGCUUUAAUAUAAAAAGCACACGAAACUGCUUUAUAAAUUAUAUUUUUUGUUACGUAUGCAUUAUUACAAAAUACGAUUCAUAAUAUAGAAUUUAUAUAGCCAUUAUGUUAAGAGGUUAGAUUAUCCGUAUAUAUUUACACAAAUACGGCUUCCAUAUAUAAAGAUUUGCCAGUUAAGGAUGAUGUUAUAUCCAGACAUUAUAUGGUUAACCACAACUUAUUUCUAGACUCCAUCAAAAUUCAAACGUUGCCAAAUAAAUAAUUUGAGUAUGUUAAAUGGUAUUUAAAACUGUCAUGAACUACCCCUUAUUUUUUCUACCUUAUAAUAUGUCACAUACAAUUGAAUGCUUAAGUGUAUAACAUAUUUUGCGAUAAGAAUUAAACAUUCAUUUACUUGUAAAUAGUUAUUCCUUUUAAGUUACACGUUUUUUAUGUGUUUGCUUGCAUAAAUGUUUCUACUUUGCUUUAAAUGUUUGAACGUUAUAUGUGGCAUCAUAUAUUGUUAAUUAAAUUCUAAAUCUAUAAAAUAAUUCAUAGAUCAAUUUAUGAGAGUUAUUUGCAGAUUCUUACACCUAUUGUACUAGCAGUAGAAUUUCUGACAUAAUAAUUUAUCAAACAAUGAUAUAUCGUGAAAUAUGACACAUAUUCGUUUUGUGAAAACAGAAACAAAUAUUUGCUUAAGAUUUAUACACAUAUAUCAUGGUAUAUUUUAAUAAGGCUUUAAUUAUUCCUAAAUGUCUAAGAUCGAAUAAAACACUUCCCGUUAUAAACCCCACUUUAUACGCCAGGUGUUGCAAUAUGUUUCAAUGAUAAUUUGAUUAAAUUGUAGUUUGGGAAAUGAUUAUAGUAACAUAAAUACUCAAAAUCAACAAGUAUUUAGCAAAUAUUUCGUACAAUAAAGGUAGGCCAUUAAAUAUUUGUGUUCCUUAUAGCAAUAGUCAAAAUGUUAACGCUAGAUGUGGUAUGGUAACAUAGAUUUAACGAGAUACAAAAUGCUCGUUUUUAUUAUGUGUGAAACAAUAUAUUCAAUUUCAAUUUCCUGCAGCAAUAUCUUUUUAUGCGACACACUGCAAAAUGUUGUAUAUUGUUAAAUCUAUGUUACCAGACCACAUCUAGCGUUGCGCAUUUGGCUAUUGUUAAAAGGAACAAUGAUUUUUUAUGUGUCAACUUUAUUUUUUUCGAAAUAUAGUAAGAACUAUUCGAUGAUUAUGAGUGUUGAUGGGCUUUUAACUACAUGCAAAUACAAACACUGUAUGAGAUUUCUAGUGACUGUUACUACAAAUAUUAUGACACAUGAUUUACCACUGUUCAAAUCGUGUAUUGAUAAAUGUGCUUGUAUUGGAAUCAUAAUUAUUGACGACAAACCAAUAAUAUUAAAAUGAAUAGAAUGUUAAUAAAAAUUCAAACCUA